AUGACUCAGUGGAUACGAGCUUUUGAGAGCUUUCUAGCCUUUUGCAAAGAACGCAAAACUCCUGUGGUCGUCACUGCUGGCAACAAACCAGCGGUCGAAUACGUUCAUGACAGCUAUCCGCAAGCACUUGCGCAGCCUGACGACACAACGAUCAUUGUUGGGGAAGUAACCAAAGCCGAUCCUGAUCGAAAGAUUUCGGUUCAUGCCCCUGCCGAAGGUUUUGCGGUACCUAAGUCGGGUGGCGUGACACCGGGCGCGGGCGAACAAGCCGGCACAAGCCAAGCUGCCGCAACUGUGUCCGGUCUCAUCGCCUAUCUCUAUGGCCUACCGAAUUGGCAGCAGACCGAAUACGUGCGGACAACGCCUAUCAAGCGACUAUUGCAAGACCACGCGUGGUUAAGAAGCAAUGCACCAGUACCUGCGGGGUAUGGGCCGGCCAAAGUCGUGUACAAUCUUGCAAGAGGCGACUGGCAACACGACUCAAAUUCGGCUGCGCCCUCUUCCACGCAUUCUGCAAGCGGUAGUACGUCCCCUACAUCGAGCGUCUCGUCUGUUUCUAAGCCUAGCACAUCACCUGUGAGAUCUAAAAGGCAGUCCUCAAGCUCGCAAUCGGACCUGAUCUCGUCUGCUAAAACCACUAACGUAUCGUCGUCUUCCGCUACGCCGUCUCCCAAGACUUCCAAGACGUCUACGCCUACUCCCACUCCCACACCGACAUCCAAGCCUCCCCCGCCCGAACCACACCCGGAACCCACGGAACCUCCUCAGCAACCAGAGGAAAGUUACGGUGUGUUGAGUCCGACAGCUAAGCCGUACUCCCAUAAUUGCCUAGAUGCGAUUGGUCUUAACAUGGUGUGGUGCGCGAGAGUGGGCAUGUAA
Pyrenophora tritici-repentis Pt-1C-BFP is the source of this 879-nucleotide messenger RNA. The record is from RefSeq and is a predicted model, not a curated record. Lineage: Eukaryota; Fungi; Ascomycota; Dothideomycetes; Pleosporales; Pleosporaceae.